AUGUUUCCCCCUCUCCUCCCUAUCUAUGUAUAUUUUAGCACAUUUGUAAGAUCUGUUUACUCUGUGAAAAGUCUUAUUGAUGAGUUACCUCCCUUGCCACCACCUGACACUGACCCUAGUAAUGAACCACAAGAUACAAGCAUAAGCCCACCAAAAGAAGAAAGCCCUCCCCCUAUACCUCCCAGAAGUCCUACGCUACUCAAAAAUCUAUGGCAAUCAACCAAAUUUGAAACUAUGCAGGAAGAUAACAGGAGCGUUGGAAGCGUGGAAAGUAUUCCGGGAACCCUAGCUCAUGUGCAAUCUGUGGAUGCCACAAUGACAGGACGAACUUCUCCACAGGACAUGCCUCGGAAGCCACCAAGACGGCGUCACCCAAGCCCGAAGAUCAAUCCUGAUGGCAAGGGGAGCGACUCACCAUCAUCUCUUACACAGUCCUAUGAUGGAAGUUCACCUUUGCCAGAACAGAGCCAUUCUCCUUAUUCUAUAAUAAAUCCAGACACAGUGUUUCACUCCCCUUAUGAGUGUCGGCCAUCGGCACGAGAUUCUGACAGCCAUGGAAACACUGAAGUGGUUGUGAUGCUAAACUAUGAGUCCGAACCCCGAAGUGGGGUUGCUGGUCAGAAAAAUGCUGCUGCUCUUGCCGAGCGUGAGGGCAUUGCUGGUGGGCUGCCCAUGCGGUCAAGCCGGACGGGUUGCAUACGUGAAAAGCCACCACUUGACCACUCGCUCUCUCAUCCGCACUCUACACGCUCACUGAAACGGGAAAAGAGGAAACACCGAAGUGAGUCUGAAGUGACCACCGAGAUCUCUUACACAGAAAUCCAGAAACCUAUAAUGGUUGUUGUCAAUUCAACAGAAGGUGAACUGUGCAAUCGCAGCAGUCGAAACAUCACACGGGUCGAGGUAAAAACGACCCCUGUGAAAACGACCCCCCUGAAAGUGGAAGUGAAGGACCUUAGCAUGGGUGCUCCUAAUGUUGGACACUUUGCAGAGGAGAAAUGCCGGAGUGAGAGCUUCUCCAGGAGAACCCCGGAACCUCCUUCACCUCAGCCCCACCAGCCUCCCCAAAAGACACAGCCACAUGGGAUGACAACAGCAGCAUCCGCAGUGAUGACGACAACAAUUGUGGCUGAUGCACCCAUAACAACGGAGUUUAUGGAUGACGAAACCACUGAUGAUGCAAAUAAUAAUAUUGAAGGGGUUAGCAUGUCUGAAUCAAAAAGUUUUCUUGAGGAGGUUACAAAACACCAAUACACUAGUGAGGACCAGAGGAAUGAUUCAGAGGUUGCUAGCCACUUUGAAACUGGAGAGGCCUUGGUACCAACUACACAAGAUAUUCCACAAACAACAAGCAAAAUUGCCAAGCCACCGUCUCUGGAGUUUGAUCACAAGCGUUCUAGUCGGGUGAGCACGGAAUAUCCCGUCAGCCCAACAGGAUACCCACAGCCUCCUACCCCAGAUUUCCCUCCACCCUCCCCAAGCACUGCAGUUAUUGGCAUCCAACAGAAAAUUAAUCCUCUUGUAAGUAAUAUUCUUUAUUUUAUUUUAUGA
Acanthosepion pharaonis is the source of this 1551-nucleotide messenger RNA. NCBI's taxonomy places the organism in Eukaryota, Metazoa, Mollusca, Cephalopoda, Sepiida, Sepiidae. The record is from the annotation of a GenBank genome assembly.